This is a messenger RNA of Diachasma alloeum, 877 nucleotides long. RefSeq names its product protein obstructor-E. Bases 1 to 771 code for a protein of 256 amino acids. Gene Ontology annotation, cellular component: extracellular region. NCBI's taxonomy places the organism in Eukaryota, Metazoa, Arthropoda, Insecta, Hymenoptera, Braconidae. The record is from RefSeq and is a predicted model, not a curated record. The transcript is spliced from 3 exons. Gene Ontology annotation, molecular function: chitin binding.
AUGGGAGCGAUUCACCUCAUCGCAUUCAUGCUGGUCUUCGUUGCUGCCACAGGCUCAGCGCAAAAACAGCAACAAGAGGACCCCUGCCAGACAAAAGCCCGAGUGGUAGGUGACCUAGACUACUGUGAUCGCUACUGGGAGUGCGUGAACGGACGCGCCGAGUUAUUCGACUGUCCAAAUGGUCUCGUAUUCGCGGGCAAACAUCGCGGCGUCACCGAGGGCUGCGACUACCCCUGGAGGGCCAACUACUGCGAUGGCAAACGCCAGGCCAAUCCACCAAUUGGCGCCGAACACUGCGACUGGCUCUACGGUAUCUUCGGGCACGAGACGUCGUGCACGAGAUACUGGACAUGCUGGAACGGCACUGCCACCGAACAACUGUGCAUCGGUGGGCUUCUCUACAACGAGAGGGCACGCUCCUGCGACUGGCCGGAGAACGUCGAGGGAUGCCAAAAACAUCCGCUGUGUAAUGACGACGCUAAUGGAAACGUGCCACUGGGCAAAUCCUGCAACCGCUACUGGCAGUGCCAGGGUGGAUAUCCACGUCUCCAGAGGUGUCCAGCAAUGCUGGUAUUCGACAGAAGAUCGCUGAGAUGCGUGGUACCACCGACUGAGGACUGCGAUGUACCAACAACACCGGCCACUCUCGAGGGAGAGCUGCCCGAUGGCCGCAAUGAGCAAGAGCCUGAGGAGGAGAAUUUGCCACCCGGAGUGCCUCCUCUGCCCUCUGGGGCUCUGCCCAUCAACCUCAGGGCUAGAGCCAGAAACUAAAAAAGUUUGAAAAUUAUCGGGAAGACAACGAACUCGCGCACUUGAUUCAAUAGAAAAAUUCACGCAUUCAUUAAAAAAUUCGGUUAGAAUUCUAUUGGAAAGUCAU